Molecule: messenger RNA, 1463 nt
Organism: Zingiber officinale
Lineage: Eukaryota; Viridiplantae; Streptophyta; Magnoliopsida; Zingiberales; Zingiberaceae
Product: probable polygalacturonase
Exons: 5
Coding region: 32-1381 (449 amino acids)
Biological process (GO): carbohydrate metabolic process
Molecular function (GO): polygalacturonase activity
Source: RefSeq, a predicted model, not a curated record
CCCGGCCAGCCUACGACUUCUUUCCCUGGCGAUGACCCUGGGAGUUGUGGGAUUGUUGUCCUGGCCAUGGCUCCAAACCGCCCCCGCUGCCGCGCCGAGCCACGAGGACCCGGACAGGCACAGUUGCGCCGGCUUCUAUCGCCCCGCCGCCACGCCCAGGCGCGCAGUUUUCUCGGUCGAGCACUUCGGAGCGGUGGGCGAUGGCCGGACUUCGAAUACCGAGGCGUUCCGGAAAGCGGUGCGCCACCUCGAGUCGUUCGGGGACAAGGGAGGCUCGCAGCUCAACGUGCCGCGGGGAAGAUGGCUCACCGGUAGCUUCAAUCUCACCAGCAACUUCACCCUCUUCUUGGAAGAAGGUGCUGUAAUUCUCGGAUCUCAGGAUCCCGGGGAGUGGCCAGUGAUCGAUCCAUUGCCAUCGUAUGGACGUGGGAGGGAGAGAUUAGGGGGGCGCCACAUUAGCCUCAUCCAUGGAGACGGCCUCAGCGAUGUCGUCGUUACAGGACAGAACGGAAGCAUCGAUGGGCAAGGCAAGAUCUGGUGGGACUUUUGGUGGAACAGGACGCUGCAGCACACGCGGGGUCACCUUCUUGAAUUAGUGAAUUCAAACAACAUUCUCAUCUCAAACCUCACUUUCCUCAAUUCUCCAUUUUGGACGAUACACCCAGUUUACUGCAGUUACGUGGUGCUCAAAGAUCUCACUGUUCUGGCGCCUCUUCAUUCUCCAAACACAGAUGGGAUCGAUCCAGAUUCAAGCUCGCAUGUCUGCAUUGAGGACUGCUACAUCGAGAGCGGGGAUGAUCUUGUAGCCGUGAAGAGUGGCUGGGAUCAGUAUGGCAUCUCCGUGGCUCGCCCAAGCACCGACAUCAUUAUCCGAAGGGUCUCAGGCACGACUCCAACGUGCUCGGGCAUUGGAAUAGGAAGCGAAAUGUCAGGCGGAGUAAACAACGUGGUGGUGGAAGGCCUGCAUGUCUGGGACUCGGCUGCCGCAGUGAGAAUAAAGACCGACGUCGGCAGAGGAGGAUACAUAACCAACGUCAAGCUUACUGAUCUUAGAAUGGAGAGAAUUAAGGUCCCUAUAAGAUUUAGCAGGGGUUCCAAUGAUCACCCAGAUGAGGGUUGGGACCCUAAGGCUCUUCCGAGGAUUAAGGGGGUUCAUAUCGCCAACGUCAUAGGGUUUGAAGUGGGCAAAGCCCCGGUCUUGGAGGGUAUCAAGGAUGCAGUUUUUGAAGAUCUCUGCAUUAGAAAUGUCACCUUAUUUGUCAAGAAACAGGAAGUUAAAUGGCAGUGUGAGUUUGUGACAGGAGAAGCCUAUGAUGUUUCUCCGGUGCCGUGCGAGGAUCUAAGGAGCAAUUCCUCCUCGUCAUGGUGCAGAGAGUCGUAAGAUACACAGAAUACAAAAAUGUGGACUUUGAUGAUUUUUUUUUCCUUUCAGAUUUUAAGAAAGGAUACGAGAGCAUCAAUUC